UUUACCGGCUGCUUUAAUUUAGCAAAUUUCCCCCUGUUGAUAUAUUUAUAUAUUUAGUCUCAACCCAGCAUUUUACUUUUAUCAAAGAACAGUAGCUACAUUCCUGACUGGUAUUUUUUUUCUUUCCCAGAGCCAUGUAAAUGUCGGUGUUCAGGGUCAUUGAAUUAAAGAGGCAAAUUAAAUGGAGGGGAAUAAAGAUGAACGCCACUAGUUGAAUGGGCCUAAUGACCAUCAGAGCCGAGCAGCGCGGAGUUGAGAGUCUCAUCAGCACCAGUCUGAGCGACCAAUCACAGCGCUCCCCCACCGGCGGACCUCCGUGAAGCCAGUCGCAGUUAGGUGGUGUAACCUAUCUCGCUUGGAAAUUAUGAAGCGAACCAGCUCCAGUCGAUUGUAGAUGGAGAAAAGUUAAAUUGGGGGAUUUUCUUUUUCCAGAUGACGCGUUUGUCAUUUUGAGCUCCUGAAUUUACUGCGUGCUCUCCAGAAUAGUUGCACUAUAACUUGUGCUCUUCGAGAAACGGGAUUUUUUUUUCUAUAGUGAUAGUUGAAUUGCUUUGUCACAUGUAUCAGAAAAUUUAAGAACAUCUCGCGCCACUGACUCUCUCUUUCUCUCUUUCUAUCUUGCUUGAGUUUUUCCUCCCCUCUUUUUGCCGUGAUGAUGGAUUAUCAAUAGCCUGAUGGGGACACGAAAACAACGACUGAGAUCUGCAGCACUUGUGGAAGAAACGUUUAAUACAGGUGACGGAUCCAGCAACAGUUCAAGCUGUCCUGAUCAUCCUCUGCCACAAUAACAGGCUGCCAUCUGAGAAACGCUACAGAGAUACAGUGCGCAGGCUCCCCCAGCGCUGUUCUCCAGCAUCAAACCCCACAGCAGCGCACAGCGGACACAUUCCAGGUCGGUCGACGUGUAAACUUGAAGAAAAUUCUGGAAAUCAAGCAGAAGAUUUAGAGAAAAGAGGGACUCUUUUGAAACGUUAGUCGGUCGGAGAACUGCUGCCUUUGUGUCUCUUGUUCUUCUUCCUCUGAACUCUCCUCAGAAGGUCAGAGGAGCAUGUAACCGAAACAAGCGGAGCCCUCGGUGAUCUCAGCAUUCUGUCUCCCCCAUCUGUGCCUACAUUCUCCGCUACAGAUAGGGACAUUUUGAUAAUUACAUGUAAUUAUAAUUUCUGUGGGAGACAGAUCUGCCUCUGUCUAUUAUUGCCAACACCUCCAACACAAUAACUUCACACAUUUACAUAUUUCUCAACAAAAGUGAUAUUCUUUGAACCUCGGAGACAAAUCAGGAAUAAUUUUACUUGGAGAGACAUGUCACAUGGAGACGCAAUGUGCCAUUCAGUUCACAUCUAAUUAGUGAUACUGUUCAAUGACGGGUAACUUUUUGUGCCUAAAAGCUGAAUAGAGAGCAUUUAAAAUCCAUGACGUUUGCCUCAUUUUGCAGUGCAUUUCACAGGCUGGGAGUCAGUUCCUUGGUUUAUGCUUACUCUUAUUUUUCAGCUGUUACAGUCUUCUAGCACUUAAGCUGAGCCUCCCCCAUUAUCAACCCCAGCCCAAUCACAGUUACAGUCCGUGCCAGACAACUACGGAUGCACAUAAAUCCAACGCUAGAAAAGAUUGAGAUAAAGUACACGGCGUAUCUAUAGAUGUGACGAGUGCCUAUAGAACAAGUUCACAUGUAGAUAUGUCCCUGCUCUAGAGAAAGCAGGCAUGACUAAUGAACAGUUUUGUCUGUUAAUCCCAUUUGAUUGUCUACAAUGCCGAUGAACACAAAAUAUAUGAAAAGUAUUCUAGAUUUCAUACAUAUUUUCAGAAAAGAAUUGCUUACAGCUUAUAUAAGUGACAUUUCUGAAUGUAUGUAGUGCCAGACUAAGAUUCAGGAAUGAACAAAACAGAUAAAACUGUUUACAUUUGAUAAAACACAGGCCAUAGACUAUUGUUCAAGUGCCAUGAUCAGCACAGGAAUGUAUAGGACUGCCAUAUUUUAUUGAAAAUCCUUGCUUCUAAUUUUUACUGGCCUUUGUGGUUUCAAAAAUGUAUUCCAUCCAGGGGUGCGUCAGCUAUUUGUCCUUUUGUUCUGUGUGAGGUGAAGCGUAGAACAAGGCAUUAAGCACUAAAAGCAUGAAGAUUGUUUUUUUCAAUCUGUCCUUUUUUCAAAGCUGCAUCAAUUUUAGUGUUCUUGGGAGGGCAACAGAUGAAGUCAUUACACAUUCAGAGUUCCUUUCUAUCAGUAAAUUAAAACCAUUUUAAUACCAUUAAUGACAACUAUUGAAACCUACCAACUGUUUUUGAUAGUGUUAGACCUUUUGAUUUGGAAUGUUCCUGACCUUUUCUAAUAUUACACCAUAGAAAUACUCAGUUUCUGACAAAAACAAAAACAAAACAGGCUUCAAAUUUCAUCAUCCAACAUUGCUGAAUGAAACUACGAUACAUCAUCAAUAUCCAGUAGGUUGUUCAUGCUACUUGAUUAUUUCACAUGCCAUUUUAGUGGGUUAAACUGCAAAAGCGGAUACAGCGGUGUAACUGCAUUGACUCAACAACAGAAAAUAGAUCUCUUAGUCAUGUAAAAAUGACGCCCACCACCAAUCUCCUAGUCCUCGCUGUCUCCCUGCUCUCCCUCCUUACUGCCCAAGUCACCACUGUUGCGGAGACCUCUCCGUCCCCCCCAUCUCAGCAAAUAGACCGCUCACAGAGGCCUUUCACCGCGGAGCCCAAGGCUAGCCCCAGCCCCCCAUUCCUUCUCCUCGCCAUGCAGGUCAAAAUCAGACCGGCAGCUCGCCAAGGCAGGACCAAAACCCCCGAGAAACUUCCGGAAACCUCCGAUGGAGUUCUUGAGACGCCUCCAAGACCCCUUGCCCAGGUCAUGUUCCCCAAGAAUGUGACUUCAUCAGAGGCCCUCGCACCUCCCUUAGGCGCCGCCCAGGUAGAGCCCAUUAAACCCCGCCUGAUCGACAUAUGGAUGGAUGGAUGUCGGGGUUAUUAUGACGUCAUGGGACAGUUUGACAGCGCUUUCAACUGCUCCAAGGACAGCUUCGUGUUUUGCUGUGGAACCUGCCACUACCGCUUCUGCUGCCCAGAUCGCACCCGGCAACUGGAGCAGCACAUCUGUACAAACUAUGACUCUCCGGACUGGGCCAAGCCACAGACAGACGCCAUGAUGUUAUCAGAUGAUUUUGGUCCUGACCCGGACUUUGAUCCGCUGAAGCAGCAGAGCCACAACACGGGCUUCGUCAUCGGAGGCGUGAUCGUUUUCAUGGUGGCUGUUGCCGUGGGCAUCAAGGUGGUCUUCAACAAGGUGCAACAGGAAGCCAACCAAAGGGACCUAAAUAUGCCCAGAGCCCUGGUCGAUAUGUUGCGGCACCAGUCGAGCCCAGUCCAGCAGGAUGAGAGAAACAACAGCGUGGCUUUGGCUGUAGCGGACACACAGGGGACACUGGGGAGACCUCCGAAAAAUCUUUAUGCCCCAGGACAGCCCAACAAGGACAACAGAUUGGGCAAUUUGCAACACAAUUUCAUCCACUCAUCAGGCACCAGCCCCAAACACACCGCAACUAUCGAACGCACCCCUCGAAUGAACAACGCUCAGCUGCCAGCUGGAGGCACCCUGCUUUCCAAUAAACACAACAACACCAAAUCCCAGCCGGCCUUCCACCACUCCCUGCACAACCUGGCUCAGCUGCCGCCCUCCUAUGAGAGUGCCACCAAGCCUGAGCUCAACAGAUAUUCCUCGCUCAAACGCCUCGAGAAAGGUCUUGAUGAGUACUCGUCUGGUUACUGCACCACCAAGAGACGGCCUCACACAGCCCAGCCGGCUCUCCAGUCUUCUCAGCACCACCUCCACUGGGGUGGAGACUACACCCUCAGUGGUAGAGGAACCCUCCCCAGGCAUGCAGUCCGUCCCUGGAUCCCGCCGCCACCUUCUGGCAUGCCUGCGUCACCAACCCCCAACCCUUACCCUCUGGAUCCCCCGGAGCCCCAGUACAACCCUAAUUAUGACACUCUCUCCAAGACCGCGAGGAAAGCUAAAGCCUCUGACCAGCUGCUCAACAUGGGUGACGUCCCUGGCAACACAGGAACACUGUCCAGGUUGUCCAAGAACCAGCAACACCAGUACUACAAAGCCAUGGUUGCCUCCAAUAAGAACUUCAACACGCAGACCCUCACCAGGAAGACCCAGGAAAGGCAGGACAGGCAGGACAGGCAGGAUAGGCAGGAUAGGCAGGACAGGCAGGACAGGCAGGAUAGGCAGGACAGGCAGGACAGACAGGACAGGCAGGACAGACAGGAACGGUUGCUCAUGUCCCCGGACCAUUUGGAGGAAAGGAUGGGGGUCGGCGGGAUGGGGGCCGGCGGGAUGGGGGUUGCAGAUCCAUACGCCCACACAGGAGGGAUUGUCCCCACGCUGCCUCGCCAGCAGAAGGCCCAGUCACAGCAGAACGUCUGCGCCACGCCCUCCCUCGACCGACACCACAUGAUCAAGAUGAACUCUCACCCCACGUCUGGACGAGAGCAGGAGAGGAGCACGGCCAUGACGGGGCACAUGAGCGGGGGCAUGGGCUGGGCGGGGGAGCCGCCCGCGCAGGGGGUAGUCAUGGGAACGGGAACACUAGGGGGCCACAGCGCCAGAAGGAUGGCUUUUGCAGCGAAACGGCAGAACACCAUUGAGCAGCUACAUUUCAUACCGGGAGGGGGCGGUGGGGGGUCGGCAGGAAGCGGAGGAGGGAGUCAGGGCAUUAGGACGGGGAGUAAAAAUGAGGUGACGGUGUGAGGUUUGUGCCUAAUGUAGAGUUUACCCCUCAUCAAAGAUAUGGGACUAGAUCACCCUUCUGCAUUUAACUAUUAGAUAUUCAACUACAAGAAAUAAAACUAGAAGUAUAAAGUAUAGUAACAGUAUAACGUGUUUAGGCUAUUGAAAUUAGUGUUACCUUGUAAUUAAAUAGCUUAAAUAUGAUUAGUUAAUUAAAAAUCUAGAUGGGGAAUAUCUGUUCCAAUUAUGUAAUAGCCUACAUCAGCCAUAUUUUGUAACAAAAUUUGCCAUAUUGCCAUAUACAGCGGUGCCAUUACUGUAGAUAGACUGACUGGAAGGGUGAAACAAAACCAACAGAAGUGUCGUUUAUAAUUUAGUUUUUAUAUUUUGCAAAAAGUACUCAGGAGCCAUAUUAGAUAGGGAACAAGACGAUAUAUAUACAUA
Messenger RNA from Anarrhichthys ocellatus (wolf-eel), 5182 nucleotides. RefSeq names its product shisa family member 7a (gene shisa7a). Bases 2561 to 4759 code for a protein of 732 amino acids. The record is from RefSeq and is a predicted model, not a curated record. Lineage: Eukaryota; Metazoa; Chordata; Actinopteri; Perciformes; Anarhichadidae. Gene Ontology annotation, cellular component: postsynaptic density; AMPA glutamate receptor complex; postsynaptic membrane. Gene Ontology annotation, biological process: regulation of short-term neuronal synaptic plasticity; regulation of AMPA receptor activity. The transcript has 6 exons.